AUGGGGCUCCGGUCCAGGACCGUCGCUAGCGGCUCGGAGGAGCAGAAGAAGCAGCAUUCCGGUGCGCCUCCAGGGGACUUAUUGGAUCAAGGCACCGGCGGCGCGGAUAAGGAUGGCGCCUUGCUGCUGGUGGGUUCGGGUCGGGAAGACUUUAAACGGGGCUCUCAGGGUAUCGGCAUCGGGCUGCUGGCCAAGACCCCCCUGAACUACACCCGGCCGGCCAAGAGGAAUAACAUCCGCAAGAGGAAGAUCCAGAACCUGCUGUAUGAUGUGCUGGAGAGGCCGAGAGGAUGGGCGCUGCUCUACCACGCCUUCGUGUUUUUAAUCGUUCUGGGAUGUUUGAUUUUGGCCAUUCUGACGACAUUCAGGGAACAUGAGAAGGUGUCUGCACACUGGCUGGUUAUACUGGAAACCUUCGCCAUCUUCAUCUUCGGGGCUGAGUUUGCACUGAGGGUUUGGGCUGCAGGAUGCUGCUGUCGCUACAAAGGAUGGAGAGGGAGGCUGAAGUUCGCCCGCAAACCUCUCUGUAUUUUAGACAUCUUUGUGCUGAUCGCCUCGGUGCCGGUGGUGGCGGUAAGGAACCAGGGCAACGUGUUGGCCACGUCCCUGCGCAGCCUGCGCUUCCUGCAGAUCCUGCGGAUGCUGCGCAUGGACCGUAGAGGAGGAACCUGGAAGCUGCUUGGCUCGGCCAUCUACGCACACAGUAAGGAGCUGAUCACAGCCUGGUACAUCGGCUUCCUGUCUCUGAUCUUGGCGUCGUUCCUGGUCUACCUGGUGGAGAAGGACGACGUCUCCAUGGACUUGCCGACCCCUGACAACCCCACCGCUCAGCCCAAACCGCAGGACUUCGACACCUACGCCGACGCUCUGUGGUGGGGACUGAUCACGCUGACCACCAUCGGUUACGGGGAUAAAACCCCAAAGACCUGGGCUGGGAGACUGUUAGCCGGCACUUUCGCUCUGAUUGGAGUGUCCUUCUUCGCUUUGCCUGCAGGUAUUCUGGGUUCAGGUCUGGCUCUGAAGGUCCAGGAGCAGCACAGACAGAAGCACUUUGAGAAGCGCAGACAUCCGGCGGCCGGACUCAUCCAGUCUGCUUGGCGAUAUUAUUCCACUAAUCCAAUCAGGGAAGAUCUUAUUGCCACGUGGAGAUUUUAUGAAACUAUAAUAUCUCUUCCCUGUUUCAGGAAGGAUCACUUGGAGGCCAUGACGAGCCAGAAACUGAGCUUACUGGAGCGUGUUCGCCUUACCAACGCGCGGCCAUCGGUGGGGAUGGGCAGGAAGCUCACAGGGGCGGACUCCAUCGAGGAAAGUCCGUCCAAGGAGCCCAAACCUGCCGGCUUCAGUAACCGGGAACGCUUCCGCACCGCCUUCCGGAUGAAGGCCUACGCGCUCCGCCAGAGCUCCGAAGAUUCGGGAGCGCUGGCGGAUCCAGCCUUAGAGGAGCGGGGUUUCCCCCCAGACAUCCUCAUGGAGGAGAUGAUCCCCACACUGAAACUGGUCAUCAGGGCAGUCAGGAUCAUGCAGUUCCUCUUGAACAAGAAGCGGUUUAAGGAGACUCUGAGGCCUUAUGAUGUCAAAGACGUGAUCGAGCAGUACUCUGCUGGACACCUGGACAUGCUCUGUAGAAUUAAAUACCUCCAGACGAGGAUCGACAUGAUUCUCGCUCCUGGACCCCCCCUCACCCCCAAAAACAAGAAAACUCAGAAAACACCCUUUGCCUACCCGCCCAAUCAGUCGCCCAGGCAAGAGUCCGACAUAGCCAAAGCCGCCUCCAUGCCAGAUGCCGAAGACCAAAGCAUGAUGGGUAGAUUUGUCAGGGUGGAGAGACAGGUGGAGGACAUGGAGAAGAAGUUGGACUUCUUGGUGGACAUGCACAUCCAGCACACCGAGCACCUGCAGGUGGACUCUGCCGGCGCCGCCCACAUGACCCUGGAGGCCUGCGACACUACGGGAAGCGGCGAGAUCCGACGGGUUUUCUUCAACUACGCUGAGGCGUUCCCGCACAUGUCGUACCAGAUGCCAGUCAGCAAGGGCAACCCGUAUUACGGCAGAGGAGGGAGGGUAGGAGGGGAGGGGGCGGGGUUUACUGGAGGAGGCCACUUACCUCCAGAUCCCCAACCGCCACCGACACACUUCCACCAACGCCAACCUCCGGCCGCCAUCCCCACCUACACCGAGCGUCCCACCGUGUUGCCCAUCAGCUCCCUGCAGGACUUGUCAGCGGGGCUGGGCAGGACCACAGGGGGGCGGGGGGGUGACUCGCCGCUCUCCAUGCUGUCGGUGAACCAUGAGGAGCUGGAGCGCUCGCCCAGUGGCUUCAGCAUCUCGGGGGAGCGGGAAGGGGAGGAUGGGGUGAACUUAUCGAUGGUGGCGACCGAGGACAACAGCUGGACGAGAGCCAGACCGAGCUACCUGGCGGAGGGCGAGACAGACACGGACACGGACCCGUUCACGCCCAGCGGGGGGCCCCUGCCGCUCUCCUCCACGGGAGAGGGAUUCGGCGAUGCUGUGUGGAACACGCCGCCCUGA
Messenger RNA from Scomber scombrus (Atlantic mackerel), 2529 nucleotides. RefSeq names its product potassium voltage-gated channel, KQT-like subfamily, member 3 (gene kcnq3). Lineage: Eukaryota; Metazoa; Chordata; Actinopteri; Scombriformes; Scombridae. Bases 1 to 2529 code for a protein of 842 amino acids. Gene Ontology annotation, molecular function: voltage-gated potassium channel activity. Gene Ontology annotation, biological process: transmembrane transport; potassium ion transport. Gene Ontology annotation, cellular component: membrane. The transcript has 15 exons. The record is from RefSeq and is a predicted model, not a curated record.